AUGCAGCCCCAACAAACUACCUUCAUUCCUAAUAAUGGAGUUGACUCUUCUGUUCAAAGGGACUCUCUGAGCCAUGAUAGCAAACAAAAUGAAAAGCUAGCUGACGGGUCCUUCUCAGAUGAUACUGAACAUUCAAGGAGCAUUACAAACGAAGAAAAGUCAAUUGGUGUGAGAAAAGCUGAAAUAUUAGCUCUUCAAUGGGAUAAGUGGUACUAUAAGUUAAUCUUGUUAUUUUCUGCAUUUCUUGUAGGUUAUGCAUAUGGUCUUGAUGGAAACGUAAGGUACGUGUUCACUGGGUAUGCCACCCAAUCUUAUGCAGAACACACCUUGUUGAGUACGGUGGAUGUUAUAACGGCUGUGGCAAUGGCAGCAGCUCAGCCCGUCUAUGCCAGGUUAUCUGAUGUGUUUGGUAGAUUAGAAAUAUUUUUGGUGGCCGUCAUGUUUUACGUUGUUGGUACAAUUAUAGAAUCUCAAGCUAAGGAUGUACAGCGUUAUGCGGGUGGUGCUAUCUUGUACCUGAUUGGAUAUUGUGGUGCAAUAAUUACAGUCAUGUUCAUAAUGGCUGAUUUUUCGAGCUUGAAGUGGAGGUUGUUCUUCCUUUUAACGCCAACGUUUCCGUUCAUCAUUAACACUUGGAUCUCAGGAAAUGUAACUGGGGCAGUAGGAAUGAGAUGGUCAUGGGGUGUAGGUAUGUGGGCUUUCAUUUUUCCUUUAGCUUGUAUUCCAUUGACUUUAUGUAUGAUACAUAUGAGAUAUUUGGCCGGAAAAACUGAAGAAUGGAAACAGUUCAAAAUGAGGAAAACAAAAUACCAAGAAUUAGGUUUGUGGGGAUUCCUUAAACAUUUAUUCUGGAUGCUUGAUAUAAUUGGCUUGCUCUUAUUGAUCGCAUGUUUAGGUUGCAUACUUGUUCCCUUGACAUUAGCAGGGGGUGUCAAAAGUACAUGGAAACAUGGAAAUAUAAUAGCACCGAUUGUAAUAGGAGCAGUUCUUGUCCCAGUUUUCGUUUUGUGGGAAGGAUAUGGGUCAAAGCAUCCUAUUGCUCCCUUGCAUUUGCUUAAGGAUAGAGGAAUUUGGGCCGGUUUGUUAAUUAGUCUGCUUUUAAACUUCAUUUCUGCAGUAGAAUCUUCCUAUUUGUACACCGUCUUGAUGGUUGCAAUUAAUGAAAGUCAAACUUCUGCAACUAGGAUUACUUCACUUUCGUCAUUUGUCGGAGUCGUUGCUGGUGUCUUUUAUGGUCUUUUCGUAGUAAAGUUCAGAAAAUUGAAGGGAUUUAUUAUUUUUGGUUGCGCUAUGUGGAUGGUCGCUUUGGGUAUCUUAUUCCAUUUCAGGUCUGGAACUGAUUCUCAUGCUGGUGUUAUUGGAGGUGUUUGUUUGAUGGGAUUCGGUACAACUUUCUUUUCAUACCCAGUGGAGGUGUCCAUGCAGUCUUGUACCAGCCAUGAACAUAUGGCCGUUAUCAUUUCCUUUGCCAUGACAGUAUACCGUAUUGGUGCUGCUGUUGGGUCAUCUGUCGCUGGAGCAGUCUGGUCCCAGACAUUGUACCUGAAAUUGUUGAAAGAGAUAAAAAAUGAAAAAUUAGCAUUAUAUGCUUAUACAGAACCAUACAAUUUUAUCGUUGAAUACACUUGGGGAACUCCCGCCAGAGAUGGAAUGGUCGAGGCUUACAGAUACAUCCAGAGAAUUUUAAUCAUGAUCGCCCUUAUUUUCUGUGUUCCUAUGAUUUUUUCAGGAUUAUUCUUGAGAGAUAAGGAGCUCACGAAUGAGCAGAGUAUCGAGGAAGUCGAAAAAGCUAACAAAGAUGAGAGCUUUUCAAUGCUGAAAUUGUUUGAAUUCAACUUAUUUAAGCGCAAGAGGUCAUCCAAAGAGACAUCUGAUAUCCAUUUUUAA
Priceomyces carsonii is the source of this 1887-nucleotide messenger RNA. It is a transcript of the gene SIT1, whose product is annotated as siderophore transporter. The record is from RefSeq and is a predicted model, not a curated record. Gene Ontology annotation, cellular component: endosome; plasma membrane; vacuolar membrane. Gene Ontology annotation, molecular function: siderophore-iron transmembrane transporter activity. Gene Ontology annotation, biological process: intracellular iron ion homeostasis; transmembrane transport. The transcript has a single exon. Lineage: Eukaryota; Fungi; Ascomycota; Pichiomycetes; Serinales; Debaryomycetaceae. The coding region runs from base 1 to 1887 and encodes 628 amino acids.